AUGGCGACUCCGUUGCUCAUCUCGUUCGACCCCUCCACCCCCACCUCCGGACUUUCUCUCAAGCAGAUCGCCUACUUCGGCCGCGCGCUGGUCAAGGUCUCAACUCUCGCCCAGGCAGAGCAAUUCCUGCGCCAGAACUUCCGCACCCUCGAUGUCUUUGUCGACGCGACCGAGGUCUCCUCCGCCGGCGAUCUCGUCGAUAUCCUCAACGCCGGUGCCGCCAAGAUCCUGAUUACCUUGGACCAGUUGACCACCCUCACCGAAGAGCAAUCCGUUCCCUCGUCCCGCUUACUCGUCUCCGCCUCUUCAGACUCCCAGCUGGACACCCUCCAACAAUGGGUUGCCGCCAAUGCCGAGCGCAGCGAGGCUAGCGUCUGCACCGACCCCGCCAACAUCCCCGCCGCCGCCGAGAAAUUGAAGAUCAGCUCCGACUCACCACGUCUCUUCACUUCUUUCGGUAGCCAGGCUGUGACAGAGGAUGCGAUCAAGCAGGUUACAAAGCAGGGCGCCAUUUCCAUCGUCCCUUCCGCGGCAUUGACCGUUGAGCGGGAUGUAGCUGGGCAGGUCUCUGCUGCCCGCCUUCUUGCGUCGUACGCUGUCACUGACCAGGCCAAUGGUCUCUAUGCUACGGCUGUCACUGAUGAGCGUGGUGCCUGCCUUGGCUUUGUGUGGAGCAGCGACGAGAGCAUUGCCGAGGCCCUGCGCACCGGUACCGGCGUUUACCAGAGCCGCAAGCGCGGGCUAUGGUACAAGGGCCAGUCGAGUGGUGAUGUCCAGGAGUUGAUCCGCAUUGGCUUUGAUUGCGAUGCUGACUGCUUGGUCUUUGUGGUCAAGCAAAUUGGACGUGGCUUCUGCCACCUCGGUACUGAGACCUGCUUCGGCGCAUCGGCCGGUCUGUCGCGCCUUCAGAAGACUCUAGAUUCUCGCAAGGCCGAUGCUCCCGCUGGAUCGUACACCGCGCGUCUGUUCAAUGACCCUAAGCUCGUUGGUGCCAAGAUUAUGGAGGAGGCUGAUGAAUUGUGUCGUGCGAACACCAAGGAGGAGAUUGCUUUCGAGGCUGCCGAUCUCUUCUACUUCGCUCUGACCAAGUGCACUGCUGCUGGUGUCAGCUUGGAGGAUAUCGAGCGCAACCUUGACCUGAAGAGCUUGAAGGUCAAGCGGAGAAAGGGUGACGCCAAGGGACCUUGGGCUGAGAAGGCUGGCCUUGCUCAGCCUGAGUCGAAGCCUGCUCCUGCCCCUGCUCCAGUUGAGGACCGUGAAUCUCGCAUUGAAAUGAAGCGGGUGAUCACCACCUCUACCACUCCCCAGGUUGUCUCUGACUACCUCAAACGUCCCUCCCAGAAGUCCAACGAAGCCAUUGUCAACCUGGUCAAGCCCAUCAUCCAGGAUGUCCGUGACGGCGGCGAUGCCGCUGUCCUCAAGUACACCCACAAGUUCGAGAAGGCUACAUCACUCACAUCCCCCGUCAUCCACGCACCAUUCCCUGCUGAACUCAUGAAGCUCACCCCGGACGUCCAGGAAGCCAUUGAUGUCAGUAUCGGCAACAUCCAGCGCUUCCACUCUGCCCAGAAGGGAAGCAACGACGCUCUCCAGAUGGAGACUAUGCCCGGUGUUGUCUGCUCCCGCUUCUCUCGCGCCAUCGAGCGUGUCGGUCUGUACAUCCCUGGUGGUACUGCCGUGCUGCCUUCCACCGCCAUGAUGCUGGGUGUGCCCGCCAUGGUGGCGGGCUGCAACAAGAUCGUCCUGGCUUCUCCUCCCCGCUCUGAUGGCAGCAUCUCCCCCGAGAUCGUCUACGUCGCCCACAAGGUAGGCGCCGAGAGCAUCGUCCUUGCUGGUGGUGCCCAGGCUGUCGCUGCCAUGGCCUACGGCACCCAGAGCAUCAGCAAGGUUGACAAGAUCCUGGGUCCUGGCAACCAGUUCGUGACCGCCGCCAAGAUGUUCGUGUCCAACGACACUUCCGCAGGUGUCAGCAUCGACAUGCCCGCCGGCCCCAGUGAGGUUCUCGUCAUUGCCGACAAGACCGCCAACCCGGCCUUUGUUGCCUCUGACCUGCUCAGUCAGGCUGAGCACGGUGUCGACUCCCAAGUCAUUCUCAUCGCCGUCGACCUCUCCGAGGCUGAGCUGCGCGCUAUCGAGGACGAGGUCGAUGCCCAGGCCAAGGCCCUCCCCCGCAUGGAUAUUGUCCGUGGCUCCCUGGAGCACUCUGUCACUUUCGUCGUGCGCGACAUCAACGAGGCCAUGGUCCUCAGCAACGAUUACGCGCCUGAGCACCUGAUCUUGCAGGUCCAGAACCCCGAGUCUGUUGUCGAGCAGGUCCAGAAUGCCGGUAGCGUCUUCAUCGGUCCCUGGACUCCGGAGAGUGUUGGCGACUACUCCGCCGGUGUCAACCACUCCUUGCCAACCUACGGCUACGCCAAGCAGUACUCCGGUGUCAACCUCGGUUCCUUCUUGAAGCACAUCACCAGCUCAAACCUCACCGCAGACGGCCUCCUCGGUCUCGCAAAGACUGUCGAGACUCUCGCUGCCGUGGAAGGUCUUGAGGCUCACAAGCGUGCUGUGAGCAUUCGUGUUGCGCAGAUGAAGAAGGACCGGUCAUAG
Molecule: messenger RNA, 2598 nt
Organism: Penicillium canescens
Lineage: Eukaryota; Fungi; Ascomycota; Eurotiomycetes; Eurotiales; Aspergillaceae
Product: histidine biosynthesis protein HIS4
Exons: 3
Coding region: 1-2598 (865 amino acids)
Biological process (GO): L-histidine biosynthetic process
Cellular component (GO): cytoplasm
Molecular function (GO): metal ion binding; NAD binding; phosphoribosyl-ATP diphosphatase activity
Source: RefSeq, a predicted model, not a curated record